Saccoglossus kowalevskii is the source of this 668-nucleotide messenger RNA. RefSeq names its product dedicator of cytokinesis protein 9-like. Gene Ontology annotation, biological process: positive regulation of GTPase activity; small GTPase-mediated signal transduction. The record is from RefSeq and is a predicted model, not a curated record. Gene Ontology annotation, molecular function: guanyl-nucleotide exchange factor activity. NCBI's taxonomy places the organism in Eukaryota, Metazoa, Hemichordata, Enteropneusta, Harrimaniidae.
AUGAGCUCUUAACUGUGUGAAGUUUCCUGUCGGAGUUUUGCUUCCUGGAUUUUUUUCUCCCCAAACCCAAAAUGACUUCGGAGCGCCAAUUUGCUAAACUCAAGAGGGUGAGUGGAGUUGGCAUGACAUGGCCAACAGCCAAACAAGUCCGAGAAAGCGUUCAGUUGGCUGUUAAAGAAAGUAGAGUUCUGGCAAAACCGAAACUUGUUGAACCUCUAGAUUACGAGAAUGUCAUUGUACAAAAGAAAACCCUUAUGCACAGUGAUUUACAAAGGGAUAUGUUAUUUUUCCCUCAUGAUGAUGUAGCUGUGGUGAAAGUCCCAAGGCAGCUCAGAACGGUGAGGUCAACAGUGCCUGCAAAUGCCGACCAGGAGGCAACCAACUUGUUUGUUAAAGAGUGUAUAAAGAGUUACAACUCCGAUUGGUAUGUGGUUAAAAAGAAAUAUGACGCCUACAGCGGACAUUACAUGCAACUGCCAAAUGUUGAGAAAAUUGAUAGUCUACCAGAGCAAGUAUAUGAAAUUGAUCAAUCUGAUGACAAGGCAGAGGAAGAAGAUACAUUAUUGUCACCUCGCGGAGGAAUCGAGAAAAAAGGAGUCCUUUUCAAAGCUCCAUUUGGUAGUAAAAGCAAGAUACCAAUGAUGGAGGUGAGACAUUACUACAGAUAA